AUGUUUUUGCCUAUGAAAUAAGAAAUGUUAUCCAACUUUAUGAAAGGAACAAUCUUUGCCUUUCUGACUGGGCUUGGCACUGUGGGGAACAUCUUUGUUUCUGUGAAUUACGUGCUCAUAUUUGCAGGCACUGAGAAGAAAUCUAUACACCUUCUUCUCAUCCAUCUGGCUGCCACAAAUAUCAUAACUCUUCUUUCUAUGGGAAUGCCAAGUACAAUAGCAGCUUUUGGUGUGAGAAACUUCCUAGACGACAUAGGCUGUAAGAUUGUUGCUUACCUGGAGAGGGUGGCCCGGGGCCUCUCCCUCUGCACCAGCAGUCUCCUCACUGUGGUCCAGGCCGUCACCGUCAGUCCCCGACACUCUAAGUGGAGGAAGCUCAAGCCCAGGUCUGCAUGGUACAUCCUUCCCUUGUGUCUUUUCUUUUGGAUUCUCAAUUCCUCAGUAGGUAUGAACUUACUCCUUUAUAUCACAAGUACAAGCAUGAACACAUCAAAAGGGAGUGUGAAUGGCAACACUUGUCGUUUUCGACCAGGAAAUCAGAAAAUAAAAUGGACAUUUCUCAUUAUCAUGCUGAUACGAGAUGUCAUGUUUCUGGGUGUCAUGGGUGGGGCCAGUGGCUACUUGUUGUUUCUUCUCCAUAGGCACCACCAGCGUGUUCUCUUCCUACAGACCUCCAAGUCCCUCUACAACGCUCCCCCUGAGAUCAAAGCUGCUCAAAGUGUUCUCCUUUUAAUGCUUUGUUUUGUUUUCUUUUAUUGGACAGAUUGUGUUUUUUCUCUACUUAUUAAUACUUUCAUGGAGAGUAAUUCCAUAUUAUUAAAUAUUCGGAACUUUAUAACCCUUGGUUAUGCAAUUGUCAGCCCAUUUGUGCUGAUUCACAGAGAUAGACAUCUGACUGAAUGCUGGAGAGCUCCAUAGGAGACAGCAGUCAUUGAGACGGUGUCUAUUUCUUGAUCCUUUCCUUAGGUAAGUUCAAAUAACUAUCAGUUUUGUUGUGGACUAUGUAAUAAAAAAAUAGUGGGAGUAGAUGAUAAA
This is a messenger RNA of Chinchilla lanigera (long-tailed chinchilla), 1035 nucleotides long. Its product is annotated as vomeronasal type-1 receptor 4-like. Gene Ontology annotation, molecular function: pheromone receptor activity. Bases 25 to 918 code for a protein of 297 amino acids. NCBI's taxonomy places the organism in Eukaryota, Metazoa, Chordata, Mammalia, Rodentia, Chinchillidae. The record is from RefSeq and is a predicted model, not a curated record. The transcript has a single exon. Gene Ontology annotation, biological process: G protein-coupled receptor signaling pathway. Gene Ontology annotation, cellular component: membrane.